Prorocentrum cordatum is the source of this 612-nucleotide messenger RNA. The record is from the annotation of a GenBank genome assembly. NCBI's taxonomy places the organism in Eukaryota, Dinophyceae, Prorocentrales, Prorocentraceae.
AUGGUGGUCCAUGCGCGCCUCCGUUGGCUGCACGAUCAGAUCGUCGCUGGAGUCGCCGCGCACCUCACCUUCGGAGCCGCCGCCAUCGAGGGCCGCGGUAAGGUCAAGGUGGUCCUCGACCCAGCGCGGCCGCGUACGUCGCCCACGGCGCGGGCCGUGCUUCUCAGCGCCCUGUCGGCCCUCGAGGAGCAGGCUGGACACGCUGUUGUGGUGGACCGCGGCCACCGCUUCUCCAACGGCCGCGCGAGGUCUGUUUCUGGUUCAGCGCACGCCCCGCGGCUAGCCAGACACGGGCCCGCAGCCGUGCGGCGCAGGCUGAGGUCGAUGCGAUCGACCCCGACGCCUAGCAGGAGCAGCUUGGAGCCGAGGAUGCGUCGGCAGCGCCGCCUGCGCCAGCACCAAGGGGCGGAGUCAUGGAUGGAGGUUCAGUGCAUGCUGCUGGUGUCGACGGCCAUGCCGAUGAUCGCCUUCCUGGAGUUCAUGCUACUGCUCCGGCCGUCGCUGGUCUCCCUGGAGGCGGUGAUUCUCCGGCGGCUGCGGAGCCAGCAGUGCGGCCUGACGCUGAAGUCCCUGGCGGUCAGGCGGGUCGUGAGGCACAAGGGGGCGGCGCAG